Trematosphaeria pertusa is the source of this 1176-nucleotide messenger RNA. RefSeq lists its product as uncharacterized. Gene Ontology annotation, molecular function: ubiquitin conjugating enzyme binding; zinc ion binding; ubiquitin protein ligase activity. The coding region runs from base 1 to 1176 and encodes 391 amino acids. The record is from RefSeq and is a predicted model, not a curated record. Gene Ontology annotation, cellular component: ubiquitin ligase complex; cytoplasm. The transcript has 2 exons. Gene Ontology annotation, biological process: positive regulation of proteasomal ubiquitin-dependent protein catabolic process; ubiquitin-dependent protein catabolic process; protein polyubiquitination. Lineage: Eukaryota; Fungi; Ascomycota; Dothideomycetes; Pleosporales; Trematosphaeriaceae.
AUGAACGAUGACCUUCCUGCGAACAAAACAGCCAAACUCGGCUGCGGCCACCGCAUGUGCCACUCGUGCCUCAAGCGCCAAUUCACGCUCUCCGUCAACGACCCCCAGCACAUGCCUCCCACCUGCUGCACCGCUGAACAUAUUCCCCUGAAGCACGUUGAACGCCUAUUUGAUGAUAAGUUUAAGAAAUUGUGGAACAAGAAAUACCAGGAGUAUACCACCGCGAACCGCCUGUAUUGCCCUACCAAAGGAUGCGGAGAGUGGAUCAAGCCGUCAAAGAUCCGGAUGGACUUGACCUACGGCAGGAAGUACGCCCGUUGCGGUCGGUGCAAUACCAAAGUGUGUGUUCUAUGCAAUGGGAGGUUCCACACGAGACGGGAGUGCCCGAGGGAUGAGGAGACCAACCGCGUCGUGCAGUUGGCCAAGGAGAAGGGCUGGCAGACGUGCUACAACUGCAGGGCCCUGGUUGAGCUUAAAGAAGGCUGCAAUCACAUGACAUGUCGCUGUACGGCGCAAUUCUGCAUGGUCUGUGCAGCCCCUUGGAAGACAUGCAACUGCCCAUGGUUCAACUAUCAACAUCUCGAUGAGGAUGACCGACUGAACGACAUGCGCGUCCCAUAUAUACCACAACAAGAUGUAGUCGAAGUUGUGGAGAUUCCUCCAGAGCCUGCGCCUCCACCAGUCCGCCGUCUCAGUACCCGCACCCGCCCUCGUGGAGAUCGCGACCUCGAACGCGCGGACGAAGUUCUCGCCGCGCACCUUCAUGCCCAACUCAGGAUGGAGCCAACACCCACCGCGUCCGAAGCCAACCGCAGCGAUCCAAAUCUCCGCGUUUAUGGGCUUGGCAAUUCCGGAGGCCACCAUAUGAACGACUCAUUUGCCGUACGUCCCUUGGCAAACUCAGCCGCACGAACAGCAGUCCGCAUGUCGGUGCCAAGAACCUCCUUUUUCAGCCGUCGCAGCCUCGUGCGUGAGGCACCCCGUCCUUCUCCCGCCCGCAUCGUAACAGCGUCUACCAUGGCCGGGCUGUCCCGUGAUGGGACGAAGCGCGGGGCAAAUAGAGUCGGAACCUGGCUCAGCCAUGUCGAAGUGGACCCCGACGCAGUCCACACCGCCCCGAGAGACGUCGAGGUUGACGACUGGAGGGUUGAAGGAUCCGUGGUCGGAAUCGACUGA